GACACGUGUGGAUAUGUCCACUGCGCUUCAGCUUGUCCGCUGGGAUUUUGGAAAUCGUAAAUCGUAUAUUGGGAGGUGUGCAAUCCUUCACGCCACUGAAAUAGGAAUCCUUUCGAUAAUACCUUACAGUAGAGAGGUUGCUCCCCUCUGGAUUGGUUCUCGAUACAGGAACGAAAUCAACUGCAUGCUGUAAAAUCCAGCUCGUUUUUUUUUUUUUUUUUUCGUAUUUUCACUUCAUGGCCUCAAAGAAGCCUUUACAGUGCGUGUUGGCCGGAGUUUGGAGGGCUAGAAAUGUCCGGAGGUUUAGCGCACUCCCAGAAGGCAGCGCUUCUUCGCAAUCUUCUCAGCAUCUCAUCAAUUUGGAAUAUCAGUGCAGUGCUCACAAUUACCACCCUAUUCCUAUUGUUUUUUCUCAUGCCAAGGGGUCAUCCAUCUGGGAUCCAGAAGGCAAUAAGUAUAUAGAUUUCUUAUCAGCUUAUUCUGCUGUUAAUCAGGGCCAUUGUCAUCCCAAGAUUGUGAAAGCAUUGGUGGAACAGACCGAGAAGCUUACUCUUAGUUCAAGGGCAUUUUAUAAUGACAAAUUUCCAGUUUUUGCAGAAUAUCUGACCAGCAUGUUUGGAUAUGAUAUGGUACUGCCAAUGAAUACAGGUGCUGAAGGUGUAGAAACAGCACUAAAGUUGGCUAGGAAGUGGGGCUACCUUAAGAAAAAUAUUCCAAGAGAUGAGGCUAUAAUUGUUUCCUGUUGUGGCUGUUUCCAUGGCCGUACAUUAGCAGCCAUUUCUAUGAGCUGCGACAACGAGGCAACACGUGAUUUUUGGCCUUUAUUGCCAGGUCAGCUUAAAGUUGAUUUUGGCGAUGCUGCUGCUCUGGAGGAAAUUUUUAAAGAGAAGGGAGAUCAAAUAGCUGGGUUUCUGUUUGAGCCUAUUCAAGGAGAGGCAGGGGUCGUUAUCCCUCCAGAUGGUUAUCUGCAAGCUGUCCGAGACCUUUGCUCAAAGUAUAAUGUCCUAAUGAUUGCUGAUGAAAUUCAAAGUGGACUGGGACGUUCUGGAAGAAUUCUGGCCUGUGAUUGGGAAAGUGUUAGACCUGAUGUAGUAAUCUUAGGAAAAGCAUUGGGUGGUGGGGUGUUGCCUGUAAGUGCAGUUCUUGCAGAUAAAGAUGUUAUGCUCUGCAUACAGCCUGGAGAACAUGGAAGCACUUUUGGAGGGAAUCCAUUGGCUAGUGCAGUUGCCAUUGCAUCACUGGAUGUGAUGCAAGACGAAAAACUGGCAAUGAGAUCUGCUCAACUGGGAGAAGACCUCAGACAACAGCUUUUGAAUGUUCAACAGAAAUUUCCUAACCUCAUAAAGGAAAUCCGAGGGAAAGGUUUAUUCAAUGCUGUCGAGCUCAACAGUAAAGUGCUGCAACCCGUCACGGCAUACGAUAUUUGCCUGAAGCUGAAGGAGAGGGGAGUUCUCGCAAAGCCAACCCAUGAUUCAAUUAUACGAUUGACUCCUCCACUGUCAAUAAGUCCGGAUGAACUCCAACAAGCCUCAGAAGCUCUACAUGAUGUUUUCGACCUUGAUCUGGCAAGUAUUAAAAAAGAGAAGAUGGAUACUGCCCCUGCCCUAGAUACCCAUUCUAGCACCUGUGAUAGAUGUGGGCGCAACCUGUACGGUUCUUCAUAAAUCCCUUCAAUUACAUGCACUUGGUUUCCAAUAUGUCUCUGCUAUUUUGUUCCAUUACUCUGCAUUGAAUAAUUUAUUUUGGGAUAACUACAUUUCAAUAUAACCACAAAAUUCUCUUA
Molecule: messenger RNA, 1783 nt
Organism: Andrographis paniculata
Lineage: Eukaryota; Viridiplantae; Streptophyta; Magnoliopsida; Lamiales; Acanthaceae
Product: ornithine aminotransferase, mitochondrial
Exons: 10
Coding region: 237-1664 (475 amino acids)
Cellular component (GO): cytoplasm
Molecular function (GO): pyridoxal phosphate binding; L-ornithine transaminase activity; identical protein binding
Source: RefSeq, a predicted model, not a curated record